Molecule: messenger RNA, 6859 nt
Organism: Paramisgurnus dabryanus
Lineage: Eukaryota; Metazoa; Chordata; Actinopteri; Cypriniformes; Cobitidae
Source: RefSeq, a predicted model, not a curated record
GUUUCUUGAUGUCAGUCAGGAGCAGCAGCAGCUUUGCCACCACCUCUCCUGAUUCACUUCUGUGCUGCACUUGGCGACCAUAUCGGCCGUCAGGGAAAGAAAAUGCCAACGGGAUGAUGGGAUCGUAGGCCUCGCGCAUACAAACUGUAAAAUGUCAACUAUUUUAUCGACGCGUUGAGUGCUUCUGGGUUAUCGAGUUAGGAUCGUGAUCGACUCCGGUCUGUGUUUUAUCUGUCGCUGUCUCUAGCCUCGGGAAAAUGUACCCGACUAUUCUUGAUCUCAUUUCUUUCGCAAACAAAAGAAGACACCCGAAAAAACUAUAAAAGAAGACGACAGAAGGAUCGGUCCAGGUGCCCCCACCUCAUGGAGAAAGUUGGCAAGGUGUGGAGCAACCUGAAGAAGGGAUGUCAGUCUCUGAUUCACCCAGAUAGGGGAUCCUGUAAUGAGACGCCACUACAGCUUCAGUCACAACCAGACACGGUAUGCCCCAAUGUGGACCGGGCCCAGGGAGAAAGCAUGUUAGAGGUAGUUAAUCCCUCUACCAGUGCACUCCCUCUAGUGGCAUGGAGGACCAGUGGAAGUGUGUCACGGCGGGGCCAUAACUGUGUAACAGAUGCACCCCAGAUACUAGAGAUCACAGUUGAGCAGGACACUGAAGAUGCACGGCCACCCUUUGGAGCCCGCAGGGAUUCGUAUUCACGCCACGCUCCUUGGAGUGGAAAGAAGAGACACUCAUGCUCCACGAAGGCUCAAAGUUCUCUGGAGAACACAGAUCGCCGAUCAGGCCGGUUGAGGCGCAGACAUGGUACUGGAAGCAGCCGGGAAGAUGCAGAACCAGUCCGCUCGUUACGUCAGCAGAUCCAUGAUACAAUGGGUCUGUGCCUCCCAUUGCGCUCAUCCUCUCGAAGUGUCAACCUUCCACCACCCAAAAGAAAAAUUCAAAUAACAGAGUUAAUGCUGGAGACAUGCCCCUUCGCACCGGGAUCAGACCUAGCCCGAAAAUGGCAUCUUAUUAAACAGCACACAGCACCGGUCGCAGUGAUGCCAGUGGAUUCAUCGUUGGAUGCCUGUGGCGCUACCUGCGCAUCACCGGAAGAUGAGGAAGAACGUUUGCGAGAACAAAGGCGGCUUAGCAUUGAGGAGGGUGUGGAACCACCUCUAGAUGCCCAGAUCCACACAGUGGAUGCCAUAACUGCCCCCUUAGCUUCCCUUUAUAAGCUGGGACCUAAGCUGGCACCUGGAAUAGGUGAGGCCUCAAGUGAUAGUCGGGGCGCAACUGCAGUUAACUGUGACUCUGAAGAUGAUGACACCACAACUCUUUGCUUGCAAGCUCGUAGGCCAAAGCAGCGCCAUUCUUCAGCAGAGGGCCAUCUGGGAAAGCAGCCGGGCCCUUGGAAAGUACACACCCAGAUUGACUUCAUCCACUGCCUGGUUCCUGAUCAGCAGCAGAUUACAGCACUACCCUGCUACUGGGGUGUGAUGGACCGAUAUGAAGCCGAAGCGCUUCUGGAUGGUCGGGCUGAGGGUACCUUUCUGCUUCGCGACUCUGCUCAAGAAGACUACCUAUUUUCCGUUAGCUUCCGCCGCUAUGGCCGCUCGCUGCACGCACGUAUCGAACAGUGGAACCACAACUUCAGCUUUGAUGCGCAUGACCCCUGUGUGUUUCACGCAGCCACCGUCACGGCACUGUUGGAGCACUACAAAGACCCUAGCUCUUGCAUGUUUUUUGAGCCAUUGCUCACAGUACCUCUGCACCGGACCUUCCCUUUCGACCUGCAAAGCCUGGCUCGAGCUGCAAUUUGCAAUGGGAUCACGUACGAUGGCAUUGCGGCCCUGCCGCUGCCCCCUGCUCUGCAGGAUUACCUCAGGGAGUAUCACUACAAGCAGAGGGUGCGUGUACGCUGGCUUGAGAGAGAGACGGUCAAGGGCAAGUGAGGCAAAGCAGAAGGACUUCUCAAUUUCUUGACAGGAGUAAUCCAUACAGCACUUUGCAGAGGUGGAGGAAUUAAGCAUUUUUGGGGGGAAGGGCUGUUAUGUUUGAGGUAUUGAAGGAGGGACCUGAAAUCAAACACAGUAUAUAAGCUUCUAUCAUUUCUUUAUCACUAACAAAGUAAUACAGGUAUAAAAGGCUCUACAGUGUGCACAUUUACUACAGGACUUCAGGACUAGGCUGAAUAAACGGAGGUCUUAGCUUCAGAUGUUACCUUUAUAGUCUUGUUCAGUGGAUACCUUCAUGCCCUUCCAGCCUUCAUUGGAUGGCUGUGGAUACUUCACAAAAUAAUUUCAGUACCAUUCGCUUUUCUGUCUACCCUUAAUUCUCAUGUAAUAUUGUAUUAAGUAAUAUUGCUGACAAAAUUCAAGGGGGGUGGAAGGGUAAUGUUCAAAAAAAUAUUUCAACAUCCUUAGCUGCUUUCAUGGUGCUCUGUCAGUGGUUCACAUGUCAUCAUUCUGUGCUCAUUCCACAGUUAGAGGAGAGCAAGGAAAGACAGUGUUUACCCUGCUCAAAGAGAACAAGGCAGAGGGAUCCACUAAAGAUGGAUUGAUUUUAAACCUUUAUAUCCAGACGCCCUUCAGAACGCAUCGCCGUGGAGUAAAGGGCUAUGUGGCGUUCCGCUUUCCUUACACUUCCAGGAAGUGAUAAGGAUGGCGAUGCACAAUGCGCCAUGUGAUGUUGGAGCACUUCGUUUUGAAAAAAAAAAAACGUUACUCUCACUUUGCGUUCUGUUGCUGUCAGUGAGUUUUGUAUUUGUUGAUUCCUACCACUAAUUGCACAGGGGGGUGACUAGUUCUCUAUAGUCGUUUUUUUGUAUUGUUGCGAAUGGUCUGUCAGUGGCCUGGAGGUUGGUCACUGAUUAAGAGCACUUUAACUUAGCUGUGCUUAUGUUAGUGGGAGCAGCGAUGGUCAAUACAGAAACCCGCUGCACUGGGACCAUUUUUGUUAGGUAUAAUCACCCUCCUUUAUAGAAGAACACUUUGUCUAACCCACAUUGGUCAAUAGAGGGCAAAGUUUGUUUUGAUUUGAACAAUCAGUGUCAGAAUUGCUGGUUUGUUAUUAAGGCCUUUUGGAUUUUGGGUUGAUUUUAGUGAUUUAAUGAUUAUGAGUACAUUCACAUUACAUUUAUUCAUUCAGCAGACAUUUUCCCCAAAGUUGUAUUCAAGGAAGGAAAGUUUAGGGUUUUCCUAGAAAAUCUGUACAAUUACAUUAUAGGCCUCUACAGCCAAGACUAGCUUCUUGGGAAGGCCGUAUCAGUCAGAAUCUGCAAACACUUAACUUGUAAAGUAAAAUAAGAGUUUCAAAUGCCAUAAAAAGGUGUUCUUGGUAAAUAUAGGAAAAAGGAAAUAUUGUUUUAGUCCCAACAUCCAUACACAUACAGUACAUCUAGUCACUUAAGCAGUGUGCCUUCAUACAUCUCAAGCUUUAAGUUUAUUAUGUGGUGCAUGUAGUGGAAACUUACAAACAGUGGUCUGAUUUAAAAACACAUCAUGACAUCAAUGUGCCUGCACCAAAUUCAAAUGGCACCAUGGAGAGAAAUAUAAGAACAUCAUCUUCAUAGGCCCGGUGCUGAUGUAUGCUGCAUUGAUAGAUUUGUCUUGUUUUGAUUAGAUCAAAUAGACCUGCCAAAUGUUCACGUUAGGCUAAGCUUAGGCUUGCAACACCUAAACAGUGUGCUAUAACCAGCUUUGUGUGCUCUUUGUGUUGAGCUACCCCAUCCUACCCGUAUCACACCAUUAGGAAAAGUUUUGGUUUAUCUAUAGUACCUUGAUGCAUUAAAAGUCGUCUUCCUUCACAUUAUUCAAACGAUUCAUCUAUUUUUCCAUGUGCAAGACAGCAUCUAAGGGUCAGAAUUCAGAGACAUGAGGAGCGUACCCGCCAUCCUGCUGUGCAUUGUGUGGGUAAAUGAGUGCAAUUUAGAGGCUCGGCUGGGAAGGUGACAGUGAAGCAGGAUCAAAAUAGAUGAUUUUGCAUCUGAACAGGGGUCAGAGGUCCUGCUUAUAUACUGCUCACCUCUUAAGGUGUGUCAUGCUUGGCUUAGCUCUGGACACUCCUCAGUGCACUAAUCCAUUAAACUUGAUGUGUACCUACAUAUACUUGUGUACCUGUUAUUAUCAGGGGUGGAACUUGUGUUCGGUCAGAUAGUAGAGAUGGGCAUCUUGGUGUCUCAUGUCUUUCUUCUAGUUUUACUAAAGAAGUAAUAGAUUAAAAUAUAUCUGUCUCUCUCUCUAUAUAUAUACAUCUAUAUAUAUAUUGAUACAGAUUAAAAUGAAAUAUUUUCAUACAAGUAAUUGCUUGAAAGAAAUGCAAUAAUGUUCUUGGGCUUAGUUUUUGUGGUGACCCAUGUGAAAAACAGAUGUGAAAUGUCUGAGAAGGUCUCCUUUAAAAGUGUUAUCAGGGUCGUGUCAUUCUGUCCACGUUAUGAUAUAAUGGUUCUAGUGCAAUGCGUCAAGAUAUAUGAGAGAAACUAUGGGUUUGUGACCAAAGGCUCUGGUGUUUACGAUCAUAGAUGGAGAGAAUGGAGAAAAGUGUCGGUGUGAUUGCGUUCGGUUCCCAUCCUCUUAAAGGGACACUUCACCCAUUUGCAUUAAGCUUUGUAUAGUUAGAACCCCAGUCAUGUUUUUGAAUGGUCAUGCAUAAUUUCCUCAGUUGCCGCUCAGACAGAAGAAAUACAGAUUUCUGUGUUGCACUGCCUUCUUUCAAUGAUGUAAAAAUCAUCAUUUUGCAUCAUUGAAAGCAGGAAGUCCAAUAUCUUUGUUGAGGGGUUGAGACUACAAACGCCCCUUUUCUCGGUCAAAUAGGCACCAGAUUCGAAAUGUAUGUUACAUUUCGACUACAAAUAUCACACACUUUCAAUAAAGAUUCAUGUUUCUAUGGGUGAAAUGCUCCUUUAAAAUGAUUUUAAAAAUGGGGUCUAGUUUUAUACCCAAAAGGUGCUAAUUGGCUGACUGUAUGGAUUUUUCAUUAACUUCGAAAGUGCCUUUACCCUAAAAUAACUUCAUCAUCUCCUCCAACAUCACGAUUUUAGUAGACCCCUAUCUAGUUAAUUAACAUCUUACAAAUUGCAGUAAAUGUUAUAGAAAUUGCAAAAAAUGUAUGUAAUGAGUAUUUAUACAAGUGUAUAGUUCUGUAGUUCUAUAUCAAAAUAUAUUAGCGUACACAAAGCUUUUAAUCCUGAAUAUUUGGGUACCUUAGUUAGUAAGACCCUAAGUUUUUGCUUUUUACACAACUACAGAGUUAAAUGUGUCCAAUUUAAAGAUCAGCGGGUACAUGAUUGACUCAAAUGAUUGCACAGAAAGAGACAAUGUGCAUGGAGGGCUACAAAGCAAGAUGAACGUUCACGAUUGUGGGAUGUAUGUGAUACUAAGACUUUAGAUUGGCAGUAUGUGGCUUGACAGUGAUAUACACCUGUCAAUAGUCAUGUUAGAGUAGAGGAAUUUCAUGCACUGUAAAAAAAGUCAUUUCAAAUUACUUUUAUUUAUCUUGACUAGAGAUGAAUUGUUAUAACUUAUUAAAUAUAACUGAAAAAAGCCAACUUCAUUUUAUAAGUUGUAGCAACUAAUCUCUUUCUCAAGAUAAAUAAUAGUAAGUUGUCAUGACUUGUAAAUCUGAGUUGAUUCAACAAAAAAAUAAGACAGCAAAGAUUUUUUUACAGUGUGUCAUUUCAUUGAAGGCAUUUUUUUUAGGAUGUAACUGUGCAAUGGUAGAAAAAAGCCAUGUUGCAAGCCUAUUUAGUGCAGAGCUGUCUGCAUUACAAACAGAUAGUUUUUUUUUUUUUUUUGUGAAUUGAUGUUUCUGUAUACUACAACCCAUAGGAAAGGGGGCUUUUUUAAGCUUUUUUAGUUUAACAAAAUAAACCAGGAAGCAUCACCAGUUAAAACUUCAAGUCACGUUUAAGCUCUAUAUGCACAUCUGUUUUGGAUAAAGGGGCUAAAGGUGGGCUCAAGACUGGGUGUCAUGUCAACACUAUCUGACAAUGAUUGGACUUAAGAUGACUCUUGCACCACCUGGCUCUGUAUUUUGAUUGGACCCUUGGGACUGGGCCCUCAAAACGCUGCAACAUACAGCAUGAGUUCUCUGCAUUGACAUGGAUAUCACGGUCUCUCUUUAACUAUCUUAUAUAUUAUUUUAUUUUUUACUUUUAUUUUUUACACUGCCCAAGAUGUGUACUGUACCGUGUAAUUAUUCACGCCUCUCUUGCCCUCUGUUAUGUUAUCCUUGCUUCAUUUUCUCUUCUGUACAGUUAAUGGUCCCAGGCUGUUACUAAGUUGUUCCGUUGUAUUAUUUUGUUUGACUAUGGGUUGCAGUUUGCUGUUUUUGGGGGGCAGAGAGUCACUCUGCAUGCCCCUCUUUCACCAGUAGCUGUCACUCUUGGUGCUCUUGGCUUAUGCUUCAUUGUCUUAAUAUUCAAAAAUAAAAGUGUUGUAUGUGUAAACUGCUCGUGUCUGUUCAGAUUCAGAUUUUUUACCAUACCAGGCUUCCUGCAGUAAUGGGGACAUCUUUUGGAAAUACAUGUAAUUUUAAAAUAGUUUUUUUUUUUUUACUUUUUCUAUCCUAAAAAUGCCAAUAGACUGUAAUGUAUAUUCAAACAUGGGUUCCAAGCUGUCUUUGGGGCAGUACCUUUGAAAAGGUUCCUUUUCCUUGUACCAUGUACUUUUGAGGUACUAAUAUGAACUCUUUAGGGCAGUGGUUCUGAAACUUUUUCGGCGUGCGCCCCCCACCAAAUGUGACAUCAUAAAACAUUGAAAAUGUACAUUUUCAAAACAUAUUUAACUAUGCAAUGUAGUGCUGUUGGUUAGUAGCCUUAUUUUUUCUGAGCACUUUUUAAAAGAAAAUCCAGAUAAUUAACUCACCAACAUGUGAUCC